AUGGCUUGUGAAUUCACCGCCACGACACCUCCGGACUACAAAAGUGUGAUGGCCAAAUUUGAUGCUUUGAUCGCAAGAGGCUUAAUCUCUUGCUACCCGCCGGAAGUAGUCAGGCUCCAAGAUAAAAACUUGCAAACACUAAAAUCAUGUGCCAAGUUUGAAUUCCGAGUCAGUCAAACAUUACAAGCAAAACCUCAGUCAGGGGAGCCUCUGCCACUUAGUAAGGGCAAUACCUUCGGACCAGGAAGUGAUUUGGCACUGGUUCAUGCAGAUUUAGUAUUAGCUGAGAUCAAUAACACUCAUCUGCUGGUGGCCAAUUUGUACUGCGUUAUACGACCCCAGUUAUUGCUUUUGACCAAGGAUUCAUACCGUCGCCAACACGAGUCCCUUGGCGCAGAUGAUUUUGACGUUAUCAAAGAACCGUUCUAUGCCAUGUUCAGUUGUAGUGCAAUGGCGGGAGCCAGUCGAGAGCAUAAACACAUGCACAUUCUUCCCUACGAGGAUAAGAAUGAGUGCACUGGCAUUCCUUCUGUCGAGGCGCAAUUGAGUAGCUUUCCAUUCAAAUACUAUUGGAGUCGCGUGGACUUUUCUGAAGGCAAUUUGCUGCAGAUCUACUACCGCUUGUUGGCAGAUGCAAGGCUGGCACUGAAUUUAGCCCAGAGCGCUACAUGCCCCCAUAAUGUGAUACUCACUCAGUAUUGGCUGAUGGUCGUCUUACGUCGUUCAAACAAUUUCCAUGGCCUGACUUGUAACGCCCCUGGUAUGAUUUGUUCUGUGUGGCUUCAAAAUGAGGCUCAGUUGAAAAAGUGGUCGCAAUUAGGACUAGCUAAAGUCUUAUCUCGCCUAGGUGUUCCGAAAGAUCUAUUUUAG
This is a messenger RNA of Talaromyces stipitatus ATCC 10500, 870 nucleotides long. RefSeq names its product phosphorylase, putative. Gene Ontology annotation, molecular function: ATP binding; ATP:ADP adenylyltransferase activity. Bases 1 to 870 code for a protein of 289 amino acids. The transcript is spliced from 2 exons. Lineage: Eukaryota; Fungi; Ascomycota; Eurotiomycetes; Eurotiales; Trichocomaceae. Gene Ontology annotation, biological process: nucleotide metabolic process. The record is from RefSeq and is a predicted model, not a curated record.